CUGUCUGAACCCCGACGCUGUUGCCGUGUGGCGUCUCGACAGUGAGCUCCGCCAAUCCCCGAAUCCGAAUAAAAGCACCUCGAGUGGUUGUGCGCCUCAGCGGGCCAUCUUCUUCUUCUUCUUUUGUGGUUUUUCGAGAGAGAGAGAGAGAGUAGAGAGCCGCUGCUUGGUGAGCCAACACAUCUCGACGACCCGAUCCCGAAGAUCACCUCUAGCUGCCAUUUGUUUUGUUCAUACGAGGGGGGACACGUCCAGACUCGGGUACAUCUUUCCCCAACAUGAAAACCAAAUUCAUCAACGGGGUCUCCUCUUCCCCGUCCAUGUCUCUGGGUCUCCUGGUCACCGAGAACGCUCUGCAGGUCCAGCCAGACACCGACGAUGACUGCAAGGACAUCGUCCGACCUGACCAGCCAGAUCUGGAGACCAAACGCAAGGCCUAUCUGUGGUGCAGGGAGUUUCUCCACGGCGCGUGGAAACGCGUGCCCGCGGACGAUUUUCAAAUCACCAUCAUAAGGGGUGGUCUUAGCAACAAGCUCUUCCUCUGUGCCCUCCCCGACAGCCUGGAGAGCGUCGGGGACGAACCCAGGAGCGUCCUCCUGCGCCUUUACGGGGCGAUCUUACAGAUGUCCUGUAAUAAAGGGGACUCCCGACAGUCAAACAAAGAAAAUCACUUCCAAGGGGCAGAGGCCAUGAUCCUGGAGAGUGUGAUGUUUGCCAUUUUGGCUGAGAGGGAGCUCGGACCUAAACUCUAUGGAAUUUUCCCUCAGGGCCGACUGGAGCAGUACGUCCCUAGCCGUAAACUCGACACGUGUGAAUUAAGUGACCCCUGCAUCUCGGCGGAGGUGGCAGAGAAGAUGGCCAAGUUCCAUGGCAUGAGGAUGCCCUUCAACAAGGAACCCAAGUGGCUGUUUGGAACCAUGGAGAAGUACUUGAACCAAGUCAUGAGGUUGUCCUUCACCAGGGAGUCCCACCUGCGUCGCUUCAACCACCUGCUAAGCUACAACCUGCCUCAUGAGAUGGAUACGCUCAAGUCUCUACUGGAGUCCACCCACUCCCCUGUAGUGUUCUGCCACAACGACUGCCAGGAAGGAAACAUUCUUCUGUUAAAGGGCCACGAGAGCUCAGACAAACAGAAACUGAUGCUGAUUGAUUUUGAAUACAGCAGCUACAAUUACAGGGGCUUUGACAUUGGUAACCAUUUCUGUGAGUGGAUGUAUGACUACAACUGUGACAAGUUCCCUUUCUUCAAGGUCAAUGUUCAGAACUACCCUUCUAAGGCUCAACAGCUGCAUUUCAUUGGAAGCUACCUGAGAGAGUUCGACAGACAGUUUGACAAUCUGAGUGAAGAGGACCAAACGAAAUUGAAGGAAGAUCUGUAUGUGGAGGUCAACAGGUUCUCUCUAGCGUCACACUUCUUCUGGGGGUUGUGGUCCAUUAUCCAGGCCAGGAUCUCUACCAUUGAGUUUGGUUACAUGGACUAUGCUCUGGCCAGGUUUGAUGCCUAUUUCCAGCAGAAGAAAAUCUGGGGUGCCUAAAAGAGGAGGAUGGGAAGAAGUCCUGGAUUGAGGAUGCAAUCAGCUAAUCAGCAAGACAAAGACAAUGACAAUGAUUUUAGCCAGGACAGUCCAUAACAUUGCUUCACUGAGACUCCCUGUAUUGGGAGGAUUUGCUGGCUACUGUUGUUGUGUUGACCAAAGCCAAACCACGAUUAUCUGGUUAGGUGCUAAAGAAUGCCCCACAAUCCACUGCAACUAAAACCUUAUACUGCAUAGCUUUCUGAGGGCAAAAGAAAAACAUCAUUUUGUGCUAACACUGAUUGUUGAUCAGUAAUGCUAUUUGCUUCUGCAUCAUUUAAAAACAUGUCCAACAUGCAGGAUAAAUUGGAGUGUGUGGGGUUAAGUUACAAGUACAUUCAUAUUCAAUAGUGUUAGCAUGGCCUCAAUGUAGAUUACGAUCUUUCUCGUUGGAAAUAUGGAAAGAUCAAAUAUCAUAAACUAUCUUUGCUUACUGAGGCAGCCAGUAGCUAACCACACAGAUUAGGUUUUACAUGAUGCCAAUAAUUUGCCCCCAUUGACUUAUCACUGAAGAGCAGAGUCAAUGGCUGAGAGAUUCCAGUUACCAAAACAACUGUGUCUUUAGUACAAUGGCGUAUUAGGGCCAUUGUACAUUAAAAAAAAAUUAAAUUAAGGGGGGGGGGGUAAUAUUCUGAGAAAAAAAAUUCACAAAUUUAUGAGAGAAAAAAACUCGCAAAUUUACAAGGGGAAAAAAAAUGCCGUCAUAUUUUAAGUGAAGUAAUGACAAGGAAAAUUAAAAAACAAAACAAAAAAAGACAGAAUAUUCUCUCUUUAUAAACUAAGCAAACACUAUAUAAAAAAAAAUCAACAACUAGUAACAUUGAGCAGUUCUCUUUAGGUAAAGGAUACCUGUAUGCACCAUGUUGUCCACCUUUUGAAGUCAAUACACACUGGUGAAAGAGAUGACCCUAUUGAUAGAUAUAUGUCACCAUUACGCUUUUCGUCUACAGGAGUAACUCUGUUCCAACAAGAGGAGACACAAUAUUCAACCUUUUACAUAACCUGAGAAACAGGUCGUGCCAGUGUGUGCAUUUUGAGCCAUUACACACUUAAGUUAAAAUAAAAUCUGGAAUAUGCUUUGGUUACUGGUACUCCUCAGGCCAGGGUAGAUAAAAUUAUACUGUUUUAUAUAUAGUUUCAGUUCUUCAUAAAAUGUUGAGGUGUACUUGACUUACAUCUCUGGGCAGUUGGUAACCUCCUCUAAAUCAGUGUUUCUCAACCCAGUCCUCAAGGACCCCCUAGCCUGCAGAUUUUCUUUGCAACCCUGAAUAGGUACCUGUUUGUAUU
Messenger RNA from Lampris incognitus (smalleye Pacific opah), 2861 nucleotides. It is a transcript of the gene chka, whose product is annotated as choline kinase alpha. Gene Ontology annotation, molecular function: ethanolamine kinase activity; choline kinase activity. The record is from RefSeq and is a predicted model, not a curated record. Gene Ontology annotation, biological process: phosphatidylethanolamine biosynthetic process; CDP-choline pathway. The transcript has 12 exons. Gene Ontology annotation, cellular component: cytoplasm. Lineage: Eukaryota; Metazoa; Chordata; Actinopteri; Lampriformes; Lampridae. The coding region runs from base 279 to 1535 and encodes 418 amino acids.